CGCUUGGAAUCUAGUAUCCAAAUUCUAAGAGAAGCAGUUGCAAGUAAUAAUCUCCAAGUAUGCAAAUCUACGUUAAAACUCUAACCGGUCGAACCAUAGUACUGAGCGUCGAAGCGACAGAUUCGGUAGAAAGUUUGAAGAAAAAAGUCGAAGAACGGGAGGACGUUCCACCGAAUAAUCAGCGGUUACUGUUUGCCGGCAAACAGUUGGAGGACGGUCGCUUCCUAUCGGAUUACAGCAUUAUCAAAGGUUCCACGGUGCAUCUGGUUCUGCGCUUGCGAGGAGGAAAAUUCUGAACGUGAUCCCUAUCUUCUUAAAUUGACAUUUGAAAACUAUACUGCCGCCGACAAGGAUAUCUCUGUGAAUAAAAACGAAUCACUGUUUUUUUGAA
Malaya genurostris is the source of this 391-nucleotide messenger RNA. RefSeq lists its product as uncharacterized. The transcript has a single exon. Gene Ontology annotation, molecular function: ubiquitin protein ligase binding; protein tag activity. Gene Ontology annotation, cellular component: cytoplasm; nucleus. Bases 60 to 296 code for a protein of 78 amino acids. Gene Ontology annotation, biological process: modification-dependent protein catabolic process; protein ubiquitination. The record is from RefSeq and is a predicted model, not a curated record. Lineage: Eukaryota; Metazoa; Arthropoda; Insecta; Diptera; Culicidae.